UUUGUCCAUAAAUGGCGCUAAGUCAGACGCUUUAAAUAAUGCUACUGUAGAAGUAGGUAAAAGGGGUAUUCAUGUUGUUAUCCCUGCGGGAAAUUUCCGACAAGACGCUUGUGAAACCUCACCAUCAUCAGCACCUAAUGGCAUAACAGUUGGAGCUACUGUUACUGAUACUGAUAGCAUCACAGACUUUUCAAACUUUGGAAAAUGUAUUAAUAUUUUUGCACCAGGCACGGAUAUCACUGCAGCUGGUAAUACGUCUGCUACCGACUUACUUAUAGAAUCAGGAACCAGUCAAGCAUCCCCUCACG
Racocetra persica is the source of this 308-nucleotide messenger RNA. The record is from the annotation of a GenBank genome assembly. NCBI's taxonomy places the organism in Eukaryota, Fungi, Glomeromycota, Glomeromycetes, Diversisporales, Gigasporaceae.